UGCACGCGCCUAGCCUCGCGCACGUCAGUGAAGCUGAGUUGGAGGAUCAUGGCGGAGCGCAGGAGGCACAAGAAACGGAUCCAGGAGGUGAGCGAGCCCACCAAGGAGGAGAAGGCGGUGGCCAAGUACCUUCGAUUCAACUGCCCAACAAAGUCCACCAACAUGAUGGGCCACAGAGUCGACUACUUUAUCGCCUCAAAGGCAGUGGACUGUCUGCUGGACUCAAAGUGGGCCAAGGCUAAGAAGGGAGAGGAGGCAUUGUUCACCACCAGAGAGUCUGUGGUAGAUUACUGCAACAGACUUCUAAAGAAGCAGUUUUUCCACCGGGCCCUCAAAGUGAUGAAGAAAAAACCUGAGAAGGACACCAAGAAAGAAAAGGAGAAGGAGAAGGAAAAAGAGAAGGAGAAAGACAAGACCAAGGGGGACAGCAGCAAAGAGGAGGAGAAAAAAGGAAAGAAGGAGAAAGAGAAGAAGAAAGAGUCUGAGGUCGCUGAAACUAAGAAAGAGAAGAGUGAUGACAGUCCUGGGACCCCAAAGAAGAAGAAAGAAGUGAAGAAGAAGUUCAAACUGGAGCCUCAUGAGGAUCAGCUGUUUCUAGAUGGAAAUGAGGUCUAUGUGUGGAUUUACGACCCUGUCCACUUCAAGACAUUCGCCAUGGGACUGAUACUUGUCAUCGCUGUGAUUGCAGCCACGCUGUUCCCUCUGUGGCCGGCAGAAAUGCGUGUAGGAGUUUACUAUCUAAGUGUAGCAGCAGGCUGCUUUGUUGCCAGUAUACUGCUCCUGGCUGUUGCCCGCUGUAUCCUCUUCCUGAUCAUCUGGUUGGUGACGGGUGGUCGCCAUCACUUCUGGUUCCUCCCCAACCUUACAGCAGACGUGGGCUUCAUCGACUCAUUCAGGCCGCUCUAUACUCACGAGUACAAAGGACCUCGAGCCAGCAGUAAGAAGGGCUCAGACAAGACAGACGACAAGGACAAUGGAGGCUCCACCAAGGCUCAGAAGUCUGACAGCGAAGAGAAGUCCGACAGUGAGAAGAAGGACGGCGAUGAUGAGGAAGAGGAGGAAGAGGAGGAGAGCAAAGAGGCGGCAGCAGAGGAGAGUAAAGAAGUGGAGGGGGAGGGGACAGAUCGGCACUCAGACACAGACAGCGACCGGCGGGAAGAUGAAGGCUCACAGCACAGUAACGGAAACGACUUUGAGAUGAUCACCAGGGAGGAGCUGGAGCAGCACACAGAAGAAGAGGAAGAACAGGAGGAGGAGGAGGAGGAGGAGGAGGAGGAGGAGGAGGAGACACAAGAGAGGAAAGAAGGGCGUGAAAGUGAGACUAAAGGCCAGACUGCUGAAACAUAAACUUGUUACAAUCCCAUCACUCUCUACUUCUCUCUUUCUCUGUCCCUCCCACCCUCCCUCCCUCCUGUGAUCCCAGGACCUGUUCGUCUCAACUCCUUGCAAGGAGACGCCUCAUCUCUUGUUGUUGAGCUCUUCCACUGACACAGCACCCACAGUCCAGGACCGGAGAAAAGCAAACAGCUCCAAUUAUGAGGAGAACAAAUAGUACGAUAAAGAAGCCUUAAGGUGGAGCUGAUUCCUCCAGCUCAAAAUCACAAAUCUGCCCGAGGAAGCUGUCAACAAAAAACCAUCAGACUUCCACAGCGAUGAUGGACACUUCAGUUCUCAUCUUAUUUAGUUGACCAUGUCAUAAAGUAGCUUUUUUGUGUAAUUUCAACCCCAAAUCUUUUAUUUCUGCCCCCUAGUUAUAUUUUAAUGUUGUUAAUACUACAUCUGAAGGUAAAGACGAUGGAGAAAAGCUCAAAGUGAGCAGUAAGAGAAGACUGGUGCUGCUUUCUUUCCUCCUUUUUUCUGGUUUCACCGUAGUCUUUGAGCUCCACAUUGUUGGUACAAUCAGUCUCUCUGUUCAUUCACCUUGUGUUGUUUCAGGAGCACCUGUGAGUCUGAUAGCUUUCUCAGGCAGGUAGUGAAGCAAACUGUUGAGCGUUAAAGCCAGAUGGACCAAAUCCUGAAAAAACUCGAAAGGAAAUGACAAAAAAAAACGACCAUAUUGUGGCUGGCUAGAGUGUUUGGGCUCUUUGAGGUACUUGCCAUGUUCAGUAAGAAAAAAAAUCUAGUUUUUCUGAAAAGACUGAUGCUCAUAGUGCAGUUCUCUCACAGUAUCGUUAAUGUUUAAUGUGGGACUCAUCUGUAAGAGUAAAUAUGAGCAACUGGGACACAGCUGGCGUACUUAAUUUUCUUUUUUAAAAAAAGAUUUCUGCAUUUGUUGUACAACUAAAACUAGAAGAUAUCAAGUCUAUCUGCAAACAGGAACCAAGACGUAAAGUUAACUUUAGUGCCAAACACAUCUAAUACUGAUGUUUUGCAUGCUGAUUUAAAAAAGUGCGAGCAGGCAACAUUUAAAAGUAAAGUUACAUUUGUUAAUUUGUUGAAUUUUGUAUCUGCAAUGUGAUAACUCCUCAAAUGUUUGGGAAAAAUAAAGAUGAAAAAGCACAGAUUCUCAAAGAGGUAAUUUGCUAUUUGUGAAAUGAGGUUGUAUGAGAUAUCUGUCAGUAGUACGUUUAUUGGCUGCAGGAGAUGCCGGUCAGCUCGGCCCCUUAAGGAGAAACCGGCUUGGAAGAUAGGCAAAGGCAUAUGUACCAUAAAAUCCGGUGUACGAGAUGCACUUUUGAUACAUAUUUUCACAUCUUAGAAGUUAGCUACGUCCUUUAUACUAGUGUUGCACCACCAAUGUGCAAUUAUACCAUACAAUAUUGCAAUUACGAUAUAAUGCAUUAAAGGUAUCGUGGCUCUACUUGCUUGGUUAUUACGGAAAAUGUCGAGGAUAAUUAUGAUUUCUCAACUCAAACAUACAAAUAUUAAGCAGCAUUAAAUAACUACAAAGUUUUUGCAGUACUGCUUUAAAAAAAAAGUUACAUUUUCCAAAAAUCUUCCCACAGUGCAAAUGCAGUGGCACCAUAGUGAAUUUAAAGGCCUUUCUACAGGCAUUUUGCUAACCUCUUAACUACUACUUUAAGCAAACAAAAUUGAAGCCUUGUACGCAGUUAUGUUAUUUCACAGCCUGAAAUUGCAAUUGUGAUUAGAUCAAGUGUGCAGCAUUUCAUUAUACCUAUACAAAGUAUGUACCAGUAUGCUAAGGCAAGCUUUACCUUAAGUUUGAAGCUUCCCCCUGUAUCAAACUGACCUUGUGCAAGUAAAAAAAUUCAACCCAUUCAUUGUUUUCUUCAAGCUGCUGUUUCACCUCUAAAGAAGAGCCGAAAACAUAGCAACAGACCAGACAAGCAGGGGUUGGUGCCACUUUUUAAACCGCUUUUCCCGUUGUUAAGUCAUAACCCUCCAUUUAAAGAAAACAGGGAGCAUACAGUUAAGUAAACUGAGAUUGUGAAGACUGAAAGCAUUUCUCAGAUAAAGAUCAAUUGAGUGGCAGAGGAGGGUAGUGAGCUAAGUCUGGCUCACAAUAAUCACCACAGGCUGUGAGCUAAACUACUGUAUUACAGCUAAGAGAUGUACAAAUGGUACUAAAAAAGCAAUAGAGCUGCACAGAAAUCACAUGCAGGUGGGUGGUUCAAACCUUUUUCCCUUUUGAAAUCGGAUUGUGACUUGUAUAGCCAAGUGACUUGUAUUGCAAACUUUACUGUACAUGGUGUGCCAAAGUAGUUGUGAAAUUUAGUGGCUUGCUAGGGGAAAAAGUAAAGCGAAUUUUUUCAGUAUAGCAUCAUUUUACCAUUUGCUUUUUAGCUUGUUUAAGCUAAAUUUCAUGGAGCAAAUGAUCCCAUCUGCAUAGCCGUACAGCAUUACUUCCAUGCCUGCUAGAUCUCCUUUAGAUAUAACACUUACUACUGACAAGUACCUCAAACAACAAAAUUAUCAGAUUAUUCCUUUAAGUUUCAGCUAUGACAAAAGAUUAUUGGUCUCAAUGAAACCAUUUAGAGGGCACUGGCUCUUUUGUGGAAAUAGUGAUGCUUUAGUGAUCCAGCUCCACUGACCAAACUAAAGCUGGAACCAUUAGUCAAUAGAUAUAUUACUUGAUAUUAUUGCCAACUAUUUUGAUAUUCUAAUAAACUUUUUGGUAUUUUGUGGAACAGUUUCAGCCUCUACAAUGCAAAGAUUUGCUUCUCUUGUCAUUUAUGGUAAAGAGUCAUUGAGGUUUGACUUAAAUAAUGAGGCAAUAUGAAGAUGUCCCUCUGAAAUUGUGAGGAUUUAUUUAAAAAAAUGUGAUUUAUUAAAAAAUGAAGACUAAACUAAUUGUAAAAAUAAUCGUCUGACUUAAACAUCCAUAUUAAACAUAUUACAUAUUAAAUUAAGUUACAGCUCAGAGCAGUAACAUUUCCAGUGGAAGCCUGUGGUCAGAGCUGUUCCUUUACACCCACUUCAGGCUAGAAACAUCUUAGAUGCUCUUUUUAGUCACAGCAAGGAUAAUAUAUAAGUAUACAAAAUAUUUUUAGUCAUAGCCAGGAUUAUAUUAAGGUCUGAAAAAUAGAAAUGUAUCAUUUAUAUAUGGAUUCUAUUGAUAUAUCAUAUAUAUGCAUACAGUCUAAAUCAAGAAAAGCUAUUUUCUUUCCCUCCCUUCUCUUCUUUUUGUAUUAGGAGGUAUUUGAAUGUUUAUAAUGCUCAUUUUUGUUUUUAUACAAUCAAAUAAAUGUACUCGUUAUUUAAAGGCAACAUCUGAGGUUAGAAAGGGGGGAUUUAUUAGCAUUUUUCUAUAUUUAGUUUUUACAUUUGCCACUGUAACAUUGAAUGUGUGAUGAUGUUGGUUUGUCUCUUUCACUGAUGCCAGUAGAUCAUCCACAACAUCCUGCUGGUUUCAAUUGAACCGACUUUGCACAGUCUAACGUUAUGAGAACAUGUUCACACGGCUUAGUACUGGUGCGGAAAACAAACUCACCUCAACUGAAUUCAGUACUUUAUUCUCCCACUGAGACUUGUAGCUCUUUGACUUUCUAACUCUCAGUUCCUUUUCUAAUAUCUUUGUUUUGUUUUCUUCCCCUAAUCAGGCAAAGUGCAUCUCUGUGUCCUGAGUUGCCAGCUGCUCUACUCUCAAUUUUGGCAUUUCACAAAAGAGAAAAACUUCUCCCAGUUGUUCUUGACUGUUGCACAGUAUCGGUCUCUUGUAUAUUGUAGUAUUAUUAUUAUUAUGAUGACUCUUUACGCUGCUGCUUUUCAUCGCACAUUUCUGGGGGAAAUAAAAGUGAAAUUGUUAAACAUCUGUGUUUUAUCUCUGGUCAAAAAAUAAAUAAAUAAAAAAUAAGCGUGUCUUUUGGUCACCUAGUUGUCCACAUCUGGGUCAGUGUCAUUCUGAAGACUGUCACAUGCAAUAUUGGAGUAUAAUUUAAUAAAACUGGAUGUCUGGAAAUAUAUCUGUAUCUUAUCAUUGCAAUAAAAGUAUAGAAAGCAUAAAAGUGUUGUCAUAUUUUACUGUAUCUUUUUUAAGAACUGUAUUUAUGCUUUACAAUAAAACUUAUUUUAGA
Cheilinus undulatus (humphead wrasse) is the source of this 5474-nucleotide messenger RNA. It is a transcript of the gene sec62, whose product is annotated as SEC62 homolog, preprotein translocation factor. NCBI's taxonomy places the organism in Eukaryota, Metazoa, Chordata, Actinopteri, Labriformes, Labridae. The transcript has 8 exons. Gene Ontology annotation, biological process: post-translational protein targeting to membrane, translocation. Gene Ontology annotation, cellular component: endoplasmic reticulum; endoplasmic reticulum membrane. Bases 49 to 1347 code for a protein of 432 amino acids. The record is from RefSeq and is a predicted model, not a curated record.